AUGAAAAGGAUACGGGUCCAGCGGUGGUCAGGGCAAUUGCUCUCCGCACCAUCGGCUCCUGCGUCGUGCGUCUGCCUCGCAUCACAACGCCUGCAGGCCUCGAUAAGGAGGCAUCAGUCCACCACAGCAACGAGCACUCCCACCCUCCACGAUGGCGCUCACGACAGCCAUGCUCUCUCAGGGCUGCCCGACUCCUCGAUCACACAAUCGGCCUACCCUUCGCCCCUGCCCGAGAAGGCGCUGAGCUCCGCGAAACUCGCAGCACUGCAUGCCCGUUUGGCCUUGUCUCAGAAGAUCCCGUUGCAGACCCUGGCGCGGACCCUGGUCGACACCUCUGCCGACCAGAGUCCUCAGUUCAACAACUCGAACCUUGCCCUCCUCGGCAACAACCUCAUCAACUACCAUGUCACCGAAUGGCUCAUGUGCCGCUACCCCCGAUUACCCUUGACCAUCAACUACACCGCACUGAAGGCCUAUGCCGGCCCACAGGCGCUGUACCAAAUUGCGCGCCAAUGGGGCGUCGACAGCGCCGCCGCCCCCGGAGACGAAGUCGAUCCCGGCCUGCUGCAGUACUCGAUCACGAAGGAGCGGCCGGUCCUGAGGAAUUGGGGCUACGAGCGGCCCGAGUCACUGUACCAGUUCAAGUGGAGGCGCGGCAUCGGCAGCCGCGUCGUCAUGGACGAUGACUUUGGCGACAUGAUUACCGAGCCCAAGAACAAUGCCGAGCAUGCAGAGAACCAGCCUUCGUACUCCCUCUCCCCUCUCGACUCGGCGACCAAGCGCGACAUCGCCGCCAACGUCCACGCCGACUUUGUCCGCGCCGUCGUCGGCGCCAUCUACGCCCACUGCGGCCGCGACGCCGUCAAGGCCUUCGUCAAGGCCCACGUCCUGUCCCGCCAGCUCAACUUCGCGAGCCUCUUCACCUUCCGCCUGCCCACGCGCGAGCUGGCCAUGCUGUGCGCCCGCGAAGGCUUCGAGAAGCCCGUCGCCCGCCUGCUCUCCGAGACGGGCCGCCACUCGCGCACCCCCGUCUUCGUCGUCGGCAUCUACAGCGGCAACGACAAGCUGGGCGAGGGCGCCGCCGCCAGCCUCGACGCCGCCCGCGCCAAGGCUGCCAUGAACGCCCUCAAGUCCUGGUACCUCUACAGCCCCGGCGAGAACGUGCGGGUCCCGAGUGAUGUGCUCACCGAGGGUGCCAAGCCGUGGGAGCCUGUCUACAUUGACAUCGGAGAGAUUCUGUAA
Messenger RNA from Thyridium curvatum, 1242 nucleotides. RefSeq lists its product as uncharacterized. NCBI's taxonomy places the organism in Eukaryota, Fungi, Ascomycota, Sordariomycetes, Thyridiales, Thyridiaceae. The record is from RefSeq and is a predicted model, not a curated record. The coding region runs from base 1 to 1242 and encodes 413 amino acids. The transcript has a single exon. Gene Ontology annotation, molecular function: ribonuclease III activity; double-stranded RNA binding. Gene Ontology annotation, biological process: rRNA processing; primary miRNA processing; regulation of gene expression. Gene Ontology annotation, cellular component: nucleus.